Molecule: messenger RNA, 4895 nt
Organism: Osmia bicornis bicornis
Lineage: Eukaryota; Metazoa; Arthropoda; Insecta; Hymenoptera; Megachilidae
Product: protein tramtrack, beta isoform-like
Biological process (GO): regulation of transcription by RNA polymerase II
Cellular component (GO): nucleus
Molecular function (GO): protein binding; DNA binding
Source: RefSeq, a predicted model, not a curated record
CCAACGAGCGGGAAUAACGUGCGCAUAGAUGCGUAAAUUAUGCGUCACUUUCUAAACGAACUAGGAACAGUAAUAUACAUACAUUGUUGUAUUUUUAUGUGCUAACGUGGCUGGUUGGUGAAACCGAGGUCUCGGGCGCGUUAGUUUUCCCGAAAUCGUACGAAAGCCGAGAAAGGAGAGUGCGUGUGUGCAUGCGUGUUGCAUGCGCGCAGUAGGCCUGGUGGAUGCACUUUUGGGAAAUCAUGCAUAUACGUGGCAACAUCGCACUGCGGGUUCACAUUCCACGUGAUCAGGACCGGUUUGCGGGUGUCGACCUACUGACACUCGUCUACGAUAGAUAAACCUUAGCCCUAGAAAUGUUAUUAGAAAAUGAUGCCCAGGUACUAAGUAGCGAAUGAUUUUUGUUGAUAUAUAAAAUGGAAGAUAACUCUUUUAGUAUGGAAAAAUGGAAAGUAUGACUUUUACAUUAACAUCUUGUAUAAAAAAAUGCCCCGACAUUCGGUGGUAUAUUGCAAGGCCAUUGACCGAAGGGACCCCCGAUCGAUGAUCAGCUACCUGCUGAUACAUUGUUGACCAUACAAUGGCAAAAGCAUUCUUGGUCCGAUGGGAACCCUCGGGCGUCAAGUGCAAUUAUUCCGUGUAACCGAAUGCACUUCGUUCCCGUAGUUUAAGAUCUGCUUUGCCUGUGGUUAAGCCAUUCAUUGUAACUACCGGGUGCAACGCCCCAUUCACCUGUGUCACACGGAUCAACACCCAAUAUUCUGUAUAGAUCUUUUCAUACAAACGCAAUCAAUUACUUAAGAUGCACGAGUUCUUUUCUACUUGGAUGAAUUUGAAGCAAAAUUUGAGACUGUUUUGAAAGGAAGUCAGGGGCACAUUGAACCUAUCGCGAGGAUGAUAGAGAAACACAUAUGAAGAGAAACAGGUUCCUUGGAGGGAUUCAAAACCGCUUGCAUCCACCUUUUCAACUGAAAGCGGUCUAGGUCCCAUGUGAAAGUCCCCCCCUCUCCAUUUUCCCCCCUAGAAAACUUCCAUCUACGUGCUUCUUAUGUUUUAUAUAAAGAAGAUGCACAGGAAUGAAUUUCCUUGUUUAUGAAACUCAUGGAAUCACAUGGAGAGCUAGAAAUACGCGAGAAUAUGGAAUCAAGACUUUCAUGCUAUCUGUAAAGGCGAUAAGCAAACACUUCCCAGAACGCAUGGCAGUCCCUUGAAAACUUUUCGCUGGUCCUGUGUUUUUUUUAUCGAAAACCUUGGUCGUCCUGAAACAAGAGGGAGCAAGAGCUGCUAAAUGUGGAGCAGGGUGGAUGUUCCAUUAAGUGGAUCCGUACCACCAACGGUAUAACUACAACUAGAAGAAUUUCAUUUAUUAGAUCACAGAGCAAAUUAAAAUAUCCUCAGCCUGAAAAUACAACAAUGAAAGCAAGCUGAUGUCGCUGAUAUUGAAUUGUGAUUCUGUAAAUUAGCGUGAUUGGAAAAGUUCAGGGUCUAGAAGUUGAAGAAGCUGGUCGGGGCCGACGUAUUCAGCUGGCUUUGGAUAUGGAAUUUUUCGAUGGCGCAACGGGGAUGAAAGAUGAAGAAUAGGAUAAAAUGGUACAAGUUUUAAAAGACUAAGAAAAGCAUGAAUAUGAAGAAAAUUUUGGAAGAUUUUAUAAGAGAACGCAGGCGCAAUCAGCGGUCGCAUCGAAGGCAGGGCGUGGUGGCAAUUUUCGGGAACGCAUACAUACAUACAGGUUUUUCGUUCCUCGUCACACAUAAACGGCACCGUUGAUUAGCGAUGGCCUUAAGAGGUUUCAAGUCCCUUGAAACACGUACAAGUGUACAAAUGCCGUUCAGAGUUUAAAAUCUAAGAAUUUUAUUAAAUAAUUUCAAUAAAUACUUGCUGCUUAUAAUUAACUUUAAUUUUAAUUAAAUAAUAUUUUAACUUCUGUAUGGAUCAAACCUCAAUCUUCUUGAAGAACUACAUGUGUAAAGUAGUGCAAUUUUCAAAACUAAAAAUUCAUCAGGUAUAAACUUUUUUUCUAAUCUAUAAAAGUAAUUGGCAAUUGAAACGUAUAUUAUACGUUGUAGCUUUUAUGAAUGAGUUUCAGAAUGUUUUAUACAUAACAAUAUAAUUUUGUAACGUUAAAAAAACUAUUGGAACAUAUGAAAUAAUAAUAGAAUUGUUGUAGGAAUUCGAAAUGAAAAAUUGCUGAAAAACUGGUGGGAAAAUGAAUUCAGUGGCGGCCACUAACGUUGAUACGUGAGCAAAAGACGUGGGUGUACACAUACGGCGACGCAUCGUCAUCUACGCGCGCACAUGCAUGCAAGGAUGCACCGAUUGCACAUGUGUGUGUUGUACCCCGCAGGAUAUUGGCCUAGACGCAGCGUGAUUGGCCGAUCGUGCAACCAGGGACGACGAUGGCUGUGCAAGUCUUCUUGAAUCGAGUUUAAAAUCCUGCCGAAUAUUUUGCAUCGAGAACUGGUUGUCGUCGUCGUCGUCGUCGUCGUCGUCGUCGUCGUCGUCGUCGUCAUCGUCAUCGUUUCCCGUUUACGCCACUGUAAGAACGCACACAGAAACGGCAUGCCGUGUAGCAACGUGUAGAAAGAGAAGCAGAGAUAGAGCAACACACUACCACACGUUUGCGGCCACCCCUAUGCGAGAGUCGAGCCAUGACCAGCUCGGCCGAGUGCGUCUUUCUACGCACGGCUCGUCAGUGGUCGCCGAGUAGGCCGUGGGAGAGGAUUUCCGUUUUCGCUUUGACUUUCUCCUCUACUGUGGGUGUGCACUCGUAUCACGUUUGAUCAACGAAACUGUUGAUGAUCAAAGAUACUCGACAACCAAAUCUAAAUUCACAAGAAACGAUAAAUAAAACACUAGUGCCAAUGAAUGUAGCCGAACUCCGAAAAAAGACUGUGGGAGGAAGAAAGAGAACCGUACAGUCAUUGUAGGAGAAGGAUAGAAGAGGAAAUAUAAAAAAAACACCGAGGGGUGAAAGAAAGAAGAGGAACAUUUAUUUCUUUUUUUAUCUUUCUUUCGAGAGAAAACGCAUUGGAUGCACAGUGGAUGUCGUAAAUGCGCCACUCUCCGUUUGGGAUGGAAAUAAUGAUUUCGCGAGAAUGAAAAAGAUAGAAAGAAGUUUGUUUUGAUCGGCGGUUUCGCGCACAGACGCGCCCCCGCACGCCAUGCGAACCCACUAAGGGUUGGAACUUGAAGGCUACGUUCAUCAGGGUGAUUCGAAGAGUGAUCAAGUGACCAAGUGACCAAGUGACGAAUGCGAGUGCACACACAUGCUAAUACCGUACGUCUCCUAGCGUACUCCUCGGCGGCCAUUUGAACAUCGUCGUCACACGGCGCGGCGCCAUCGUUUUCGAGAAAGGGACAUCGUCUUGGCGAAUUUGACUCGAGCAAAUUAAAUAGAUCGAAAUGGCGAGCACAUCGCAACAAUAUUGUUUACGUUGGAACAAUCAUCGUUCGAAUCUGCUGACGGUAUUUGACGAGCUACUUCAAAAUGAGUCAUUCACCGACGUGACCCUGGCGGUCGACGGAGGCGCCUCAGUGAAAUGCCAUAAGAUGGUCCUGGCAGCUUGUUCCUCCUAUUUCCAAACCCUCUUCAUCGAUCUUCCAUGUAAACAUCCGAUCGUGGUAUUAAAGGAUGUGAAGUACUCUGAAAUUAAAGCGAUCCUGGAGUACAUGUACCGGGGCGAGGUGAACGUGGCCCAGGAACAGCUGGCCGGAUUGCUUAAAGUCGCGGAAGUAUUGAAGGUGAAGGGCUUGGUGGAAGAGAAUGGUUCGCAAAGUCGUCGCGAAGAGGUGGAGACCUCGAUGUCGCCUCCACCAGCGAUAACCACAAGCACGACGAGUAGCGCGGCGCACAGCAGUGGUCUCGCGUCACCUCCGCAUUCCACUGGCACCUCGUACGUAUACGGCAGAUCGCCAGUGGAUCGAACCAAUCAAAUGCCAUUACCCAUGUGGCCACUUUGUCUGCCCAUUUCCCAUUCCAGUUCUAAUUACCAAACGACCUCGCAUCCGCAGCAUUCCUCUACUUUAACCGGUUCCUACGACAAUGGCUUUGAAACGUCCCCCCUGAAACGGAAGAAGCUUUCCAACAUAUUAAUGAACAGGGACACACCGAUCCUACGAACGGUGCUAGGUCAAGGUCAUGCAGACAGCUCUCAGGGUAUUCCUUUGUUACACCCAGACAGCCAUGAAAACCACUUUAGAAACAAUAGUAAUGGAUCAUCGAACGACAACGACAGACGCAGUAGUACCGAUAUACCUCACGGAGAACCCGCGCAUAGUCCUUACACCGAUGCGUCUAUGAUGGACGAGGACGAUAAGCAGCCAUCGCCGCAGUCGUAUCCUCCGGAUAAGCCAGGGAUCGUCAACUAUGUACCGGCGCAAAAGCCAGAAUGGAAGCGAUACAAGCAAUACACGAGGAAAGACAUAAUGUCCGCGAUCGAAGCGGUUCGUACAGGAAUGAGCGCGUUGCAAGCGGCACGUAAGUAUGGAGUACCUUCGCGAACCCUUUACGACAAAGUAAAGAAAUUAGGUAUUACCACGUCACGACCGUUCAAACGCGGUUCGAACGGUAGUGGCGCCUGUUUUCCGUAUGGAAUUGGCGGUAACGCAAACGGCGGCAUCUAUAGUGGCGCCCUCUCCGAAAAUGAAAACGAAAAUAGCAGUGCGAUAGACAGCCCUGGCUCGAUUCUCGAUGCAUAUAAGGCCAGAGAUGGUCCUAUGGAUCGAGAUAUGUUGGACGUCACUCGUUGUAGCUCCACUCCAAUUAUCCAUUCUGUAAAACAACAGAGCAACGAAGAUCAAGUAGAAGAUCUUUCCGUAACUCGCAAGUCGGAUGUACGCGUGAUAGUCCCACCAACGUCGGUAGUCAAAAAUGAAGAAGACGUUGAUUAAGACA